AUGGCGACAGCUGAAGAUGUGGAUCCAAUCAUAUACCCUGCAUACUGCUUCAAGGCCUCGCCAACACACUUCGCUUGGGUGAAGAUGGCGAUAGCAGAUGUGCACCGACUAAAGAAACCCAGGAACUUUGAAGGCCAAAAAGUAUUCUUCUACAAAAACCACCCAGUGCGCUUCGUCACCGUGGCAGGUCUCAUCGUAUCCAGAACAGAAGUCUUUCGCCGCACAAUCCUCACCCUAGAUGACAGCAGCGGCGCAACGAUCGAAGUGGCAGUCCUCCACUCAACCGAUCCAAAGCACACAGCAUCAACUGUACCAGCCCCAACAGCCGCCCAAGGUCGCGGCCCCGCAAUCCAAGAGGGCGGCGGCAGCGGCAGUAUGGAAGACUACGAGGCCGAUCAGGCCGCGUUCACCAUCACGGGAGAUUCCAGCGCCAGCGCCCUUCAAGCGGCGAUGGCGCGAAAAGAGCCGGUGCAUACGACCGCGACGGAUCUGACGAUCCUCGACAUCUCGGCUCUGGUCCCUGGCGUAACGGUCAAGGUCAAGGGGACGCUCGGCUCGUUCCGGUCGAUUAUGCAGCUGCACCUGGAGCGUUUUACGGUGCUGCGCGACACGAAUGCGGAGAUGCAGUUUGUUUUUGAGCGGCUGCAGUUCCUUGUUGAGACGCUUAAUGUGCCGUGGGUGCUUUGUGAGGAGGAGGUUGAGGAGUUACGUGUUGAGGGGCGUGAGGCGGCGUUGCGGGAUGUGGAGGAGAGGGAGAAGGCGCUGAGGAAGAUUAAGAGGAAGGCGGAGAGGGAGGAGAAGGAUGAGAGGCAUAUUGCGAGGAGGUAUAAAGCUGAGGAGCGGGAGCGGGAGAAGGAUGCGGGCGCUUGUAGGGAGGAUGGCAUUCGGGUUAUGAGAGAGAUUUGGGAGAGGAAGAGGUCUAGGUUGCAGGGUGAGGGAGGGUCAUAA
Molecule: messenger RNA, 948 nt
Organism: Penicillium verhagenii
Lineage: Eukaryota; Fungi; Ascomycota; Eurotiomycetes; Eurotiales; Aspergillaceae
Product: OB-fold domain-containing protein
Exons: 2
Coding region: 1-948 (315 amino acids)
Source: RefSeq, a predicted model, not a curated record